UUGGACGGACGGUGCGGCGGCGGCGGCUGCUGCUGCUAUCCUCCUUCCUUAUGCUCCCCGCACCAUUUGCUGUACUUCAUCUUCCUAUCCCUGCCGAUCCUCCCCAGAAAAGAGCAGCAUUGUGCUGGUGCAAGACCGCAGAGCCAUGGCAGCGGCGCCCAUCCAUUGUGCUAGGGCGGGUGUGCCUUCUAUGACCUUUGAAUAUUGUGUUGGUUCAUCUUCAAGAAUCACAUUCUCAUACUAUAAAUACUGUGCAACAUUGGAGUCACAUCUACACCAAAACAAAUUUCAAGACCACAGUCGAUUGAUUCAGUAUCGGGUAUUCAUUUUGCCACGAUCAUCACUAGAAAAACGAGCCUGUGAACAUUUGGUCCAUGGCAUGGAUGAACAAUGGACCGAUCAUUCUUCUUACUCACAGCCAUUCUCAAGUGCACAACCAUCUACACAAAAGAGGGAUGUGAAGAAGUUACUGCAAGAUCAUUCAUCUUGUCAACCAUCAACUCCACAAGGUGACGUUUAUACUACCGGGUUGUCGAUGAAGGAAAUUGAAAGAAGACGAAAGAUUGGUGCGGCAAACAAGGGGAAAGUUCCCUGGACAAAGGGGAGGAAAUUAAGCAAAGAGCACAAGGAGCUCAUCAAGCAACGGACUACUGAGGCUCUUAGAGAUCCUAAGGUUAGGAAGAAAAUGCUAGGACAUCGUCAAUUGCAUAGACAAGCAAGCAAAGACAAGAUAAGUGCUGCACUGAGAAAGAUCUGGGAGAGGCGAAUAGUAUCUGUCAAAGCAAGACAAGAGGUUAUUCGUACAUGGUCAAAUAACAUUGCAGCAGCAGCAAAACAAGGUGACUACUGGCAAGAUAAGCUGGAUUGGGACAGCUAUGACAGGAUAAAAUCUGAGAUGAUAUCUACGUUCCUAUGGAACAAAGUGAGGGAAAAAAUAAUCAAGAAACUUAACAGAGCAGAGGCGAAAAUUGUAGCCAAGAAGCUUCAAGCAGCAGAGAGAAGUAAACUACAGAGUAGAGGGAUAAACAAGUUGCAACGUGAGAAGUUGGUUCUACGAAAAUCAGAUGCUGAGCUAACACGAGUGGUAGUAUCUACAAGGCCAAAACUUAAGGAGCGAUUAACCAAGUGGCAUGAUCGCAAAAAGGAACUCGAGACCAUGAUACAUUCACGGAAAAGGAAAGGAGUGGGGUUACGAAGUUCAAUACCAAGACGAAAGGCAGCAGAGCGGCGAGCAGAAGUGGAUUUGGUGGAGGAGGUAUGCAUAACUUGCAAAGAUAGGCUUCCUUGCGAAAUUCACCACCAAGGCGAAACGCAACCGACUGAGCUGUUCGGAGAGUAGGUUGCAUGCAUGCAGAGAACGGUUCAUGCUCAGAAUCAUUGAUUCAGACAUGUAGUGAAGGCGUAUCAUUACUCUUUAAAAGUUGAGGAUGAACAGUGUAUGUGAUGUGUUUAUUUCAAGUGAUCAAUGUGUAUCAAGGUUUUUAAUGCGAAGUGUGUCCCUGUUGAAUGGUUUUGAUAAAUACUGCAUGAUUCGGUGGCAUCGGUUAAUCCUGUGGUGCUAGCCGGAAGGGCCCUAGGCUUUUCUCAGUUCCACAUCGUAGAAAUUCUUCUAGUUUCGAGCCAACUC
Molecule: messenger RNA, 1627 nt
Organism: Oryza brachyantha (malo sina)
Lineage: Eukaryota; Viridiplantae; Streptophyta; Magnoliopsida; Poales; Poaceae
Exons: 6
Coding region: 146-1339 (397 amino acids)
Molecular function (GO): DNA binding
Source: RefSeq, a predicted model, not a curated record